Molecule: messenger RNA, 1944 nt
Organism: Heterostelium album PN500
Lineage: Eukaryota; Evosea; Eumycetozoa; Acytosteliales; Acytosteliaceae
Exons: 6
Coding region: 1-1944 (647 amino acids)
Molecular function (GO): Hsp90 protein binding
Source: RefSeq, a predicted model, not a curated record
AUGGCAAAGAAAUCAAAAAAGAAGAAUAGUAGUGGUAGUUCUACGAAUGUUUCAAACAACAAAAACAACAGUAACAGCAAUAAUAAUAAUAUAAACGGCAAUGUUACUUUAUCCAACAAUGCUUCGACAACAUCAACGACACCACCUUUAUUAUCAUCUUUUGAAAAGUUUAUAAAUGUAGACAGUUCACAUUUCACUGGUAACAACAACAGUAACAAUAACAAUAGUAAUUAUAGUAGUAAUAAUAGUAAUAUUUAUGAUAAUAAUAAUAAUAAUAGCGAUAUGAAUAGUAAUGAUAGUAAUCAACCAUCACAUAUACAACAACAUAUUCAAAAACAACAGAACAGUCAUAAGAUCAAUAAGAUACUCGGUAUGCAACUGUCGGACAAUGAUAUAGCGAUGCUAGAGACAACCAUUCUCAAGAUAAAAACGAGUUCACAAACAAAGAACUAUUUGAAACUACAACAAGAGUUGAAACCACCACACGAAACCGUGAUAUGUUCGAUGCGACUCGCCAAUAAUGAAUAUUACAACGAACGAUACACACAAGCCGUGGAAUAUUAUAACACUGCAAUACAAUUAGCUUCUCAACAUCCACCUUUUAUAGUAUCAAUAUUAUUAAAUAGAGCAAUAACUAAAUUAAGAUUACAAGAAUAUAAAAAAUCAAUACUUGAUUGUACAUUAGCACUAUCGAUACAACCAAACUGUAUUAAAGCAUAUAUAUGUAGAGCAUACGGUUAUUUCUUUACGAAAGAGUUUAAAAAGGCAUUCUCCGAUCACUAUAUGGCUGUACAUAUAAUACCGCCUUGUAUACCACUUCGAAAAGCAAUGAGAUUAUCACAUCGAUCACGUCUGCUAUGGCAAACUGUUAAAUUAGAGACAUUACCACCUAAUCUAAGAUAUGCACAACCUUACAAAGGUAUACAAUUGGAUUGGCUAAGCGAUUUUAAUAUAUUGGCAAUCGAGGAGGAACCAUGUAGAAUGCAUCUACUCACUAACUUUAUAAACAGCCAGAUCGAAAAGUCACAGAAAACCAAAGAGAAACCGACUCAGAUGCCAUCGUUGAUACCCGCCGGUGAAUCGUUCUACGGCAAUCUAUGGUCAGAGUUCGAAGAAGGUAUUUCAUUUUUAAAGUUGGAUAGAUACUUGGAAGCCAUUACCGAUUGUUCGGUUUCCAUUGAGAAGCAACCGUCUGUCAAGGGAAUGAAAGCAUAUCUGAGAAGAGGUGCUGGCUACUCGGCGAUCGGUGAGUACAGUGCCGCCGAGAAGGAUUUCCGUGCUGCUCUCAAGUACGAGCCGGAUAGCCUGGAGGUCUUGCUCGGACUGGAGAAGACACUGAAGCUCCGCGAACAAGAAAUGAGAAAGACAAUCAUUGACAAUCCAAGCAACGUAGAUCUAUUGCAGACACUGAAACUAUUGCAAGUGGAAAUCGAACAACUCGCAACCAAGAUUGCACCCUCUAAAAAUGCUGAACAGAAAUCAUCAUCGUCAUCGUCAUCGUCAUCCUCAUUAUCAUCAUCAACCUCAUCAUCACCUCUAUCAACAUCAUCUUCACAAGUAGUCAAUAGCAACAACAACAACAAUAACAACAACCAGAACAGCAAUAAUAACAAUUCUACUAAUCUCAAUACAAGUGGCAACAAAAUCAAUGUCAAUAUCUCUGUUCCAUCAGAUAAAAAGCCAAGAGUACCAUUUUACAAACCUUUUACAAGUGCACAUAUGGCAGAGAAACAUGAAAUGUUGGAAUAUUUUACAAAUUUAAUCAACAAGAGAAUUGGACAUCUACCAACUUCGUACUUAGGUAGAGCAGAGGUACAUCUUCAACUUGAUUUGUUAAAGAACGCCUUAGAUGACUACGAGAAGGGAUUAGAGAUUGAACCAAAGAAUAUAGACUUAUUAAAUCGUUAUAAAUAUGUACAGGGAUUAUCAAAAAGCGCUUUAUAA